Messenger RNA from Symsagittifera roscoffensis, 1189 nucleotides. RefSeq lists its product as uncharacterized. The transcript is spliced from 3 exons. The record is from RefSeq and is a predicted model, not a curated record. Gene Ontology annotation, molecular function: methyltransferase activity. NCBI's taxonomy places the organism in Eukaryota, Metazoa, Xenacoelomorpha, Acoela, Convolutidae. Bases 4 to 1113 code for a protein of 369 amino acids. Gene Ontology annotation, cellular component: nucleolus.
GACAUGAGAAAAGAAUCUUUGCAGGAUGUGGGAGGAGGUUUCAACUUACGUCAAUCAGAGAGAGCAAAGUGUUGGUCAACAUGGGCAGUGGAGGUGUUCUUGACUGGGAUUUUGAAGCAGCAUCAACUUACGCCAAAACAAAAGAAGAAGCAGCGACUUCUGCUGGAGAAAGUAAGUAAAAGGAAACAUCUUCUGACUAGCAAAGUUGCUCUAAAAUCAUUUCCACAAAAAAUACGAGACAAGAACAGCUUGAGAAAAGAUAAGCUAAAUGAACACUUGAGUGAGCAUCUCAAAUCCGACGAUCUGAGGGAAAAGAAUAAGAGCCUACAAGAAGAUUUGUCGUCAAUAUUCAGAUGUGAUACUGAAUUAGAAGCUCAUCCAACAUUCUCUUCUGAAAACAAUACCUUCAAGGAAAAUUCGUUCGGAAACAAGUUGGAAUCUUCGAUGUUCCGAAUAAUAAACGAGAAAUUCUAUACUAGUGAUAGUCGCAGUGCAAUACAAAUGCUGAAGAUGGACCCCACUGCCUUUCAAAUAUAUCACAAAGGAUACCAGAACCAAGUGUGCAAAUGGCCAGUCAAGCCCUUGCAAGUAAUCGCUGAGCUUCUGAAGCAGAGAAGUGAAUUGCUAGUUGUCGCUGAUAUUGGUUGCGGUGAAGGACUCUUGGCUUCAAUGGUGCCUCAGAAGGUCUACUGUUUUGACCUUCAGAAGUUAAACAACCAUGUAAUCAUUUGCGACGCUGCUAAAGUGCACAUGAAACUUGAGCCUUGCUCUGUUGAUGUUUGUGUGUUUUGUUUAUCGCUUAUGGGAACAAACUUCACUGAUUUUUUGAGAAGCGCGAAUGGCGUUUUGAAAGAAGGAGGCACACUUUUAGUGGCGGAAGUGUCAAGUCGAUUCGAAAUUGUAUUGAAGAGCAAAAGGGCAAAAAAGAGAAAGAAAACUAUCAAUGAUACGAAACCUUUCGUGGAUUCUAUGGUCAACUUCGGCUACGAAUUAGUCUGCGAGAAGAGUUUUGAUUACUUUGUGUUUUUUGAAUUUCAGAAAGGUGCCAAAAGUAAUGACUCCUUAUUUUUGAAUGAAAUAACUCUUAAGCCUUGUUUAUAUAAGAAAAGGUAGAUUAAACCUUCUGUCUUUUUUUAUUCGACGAUAAAACUCUAGUUAAUGAACUCAGAUACAUUUUAUGGCAACCUAA